Messenger RNA from Maniola jurtina (meadow brown), 1536 nucleotides. RefSeq names its product protein ANTAGONIST OF LIKE HETEROCHROMATIN PROTEIN 1-like. Bases 221 to 1423 code for a protein of 400 amino acids. The record is from RefSeq and is a predicted model, not a curated record. Lineage: Eukaryota; Metazoa; Arthropoda; Insecta; Lepidoptera; Nymphalidae. The transcript has 3 exons.
UGGGCACUGAAGUUGUAGGCAGCGCUUACGCAUGCGGAUACCCCGCACCGGGGUGACGCCCCGCACAGCGCCCCGCGUCCCGCGUGCGUUUAUCACGCUUUACAAUAGAUACCUAUAUGAAAUUGUUCUUUGCGCAUGCGUAAAAUUUCACGCUGCGGAUCAUACGCAGCAUGAGUUUCAGUUUUCUACGGGCUGCGUAACCGUAUAGACGUGUUCAAAAAUGAUCAAUGUCAGAAGAAUAUGUGUCGCUUACAUACUUUACAAACGACGAAACAAGAAGACAAGAGUACAUGUUGAUCCCUUUCUUGAAAAUAGGCUUCUUGCUGGGGCGUUUGUUACACGCUUUGGAAAACUACAAAAUAAUGAACGUAAAUUUAAAAAUUACUUUCGAAUGUCCAUUCGUUCUUUUGAUGAACUGUUGUGUAAAAUUGAGAAUAAGCUACAAAAAAGCAGUUUACGAAGGAUUACAAUACAACCGAUUGAGAGGCUCGCUAUUACAUUAAGAUAUUUGGCAACUGGUAAUACAUUCACUGAUCUACACUAUUCCUAUGUGAUUGGAAUUGCAACAAUUAGCGAAAUAGUAAGACAAGUUUGUUACAUAAUAUGGAUUGAACUAAAGUCUGAAUGUAUUCCACAGCUUAAUGGGAUCAAAUGGAAAGAAAUCGCAGAGGGAUUUCUCACAUAUACAAAUUUUCCUAAUUGCUUGGGUGCAAUUGAUGGAAAACAUAUAAGAGUGAUUCGGCCGCCGCACAGUGGAUCACUAUAUUUUAAUUAUAAGAAAUAUUAUUCUGUAGUGCUCCUCGCAAUGUGUGAUGCUGAUUAUAAUUUUACAUAUAUUAAUGUCGGUACCAGUGGAAGCAACGCCGAUUCAACCAUCUUUAGAAGGAGUCAAUUGUAUACGAAACUGGAAAGUAACACGUUGGGUAUCCCUGACCCGCAAGAGUUGCCUAUUAUUUGCCCCGAAGUAGCUUAUCCAUCUAGUGUAAGAGCAAAGUUGCCGUUCGUGAUAGUGGGAGACGAGGCAUUUGGUUUAUCAUCACAUGUGAUGCGGCCUUAUGCUCGUGAUAAUUUACCUUACAAAAAGAAAAUAUUUAAUUACCGUCUGUCCAGAGCUAGAAGGUACAUAGAAUGCACUUUUGGAAUUAUGUCAAAUAAAUUUAGAAUAUUUCACAGAUCCAUGAAUGUCAAGUUAGAUCUAGCACAAUUAAUAGUCAAGACGGCAUGUGUACUUCACAAUUUCAUAAGGAAACGGGAUGGCUACAAGGUCAGCCAUACAUUUGUCACAAAUGGUUUUACGGGACCACUACCCAGGCAGCAGACUGAAAGUAGUAAUACGUCGGCAAGUAAUAUCAGAGAUAUAUUUGCAGAUUACUUUAUCAAUGAAGGAAAAGUCUCCUGGCAACACCGAUAUAUAAUUAAUUAACUAAACUCAAAAGGUUUUAGAAGGUUUUUGAUGUUAUUUGUGAAUUAAAUAAUUAUGCUUAUAUUAAUAAAGUAAUGAUGCUUGUAUAAAUAAAAUAAUGAACCAAACACAUA